Messenger RNA from Suillus paluster, 1373 nucleotides. RefSeq lists its product as uncharacterized. The transcript is spliced from 6 exons. Gene Ontology annotation, molecular function: ribosome binding. The coding region runs from base 95 to 1300 and encodes 401 amino acids. Gene Ontology annotation, cellular component: mitochondrial inner membrane. The record is from RefSeq and is a predicted model, not a curated record. Gene Ontology annotation, biological process: intracellular monoatomic cation homeostasis. Lineage: Eukaryota; Fungi; Basidiomycota; Agaricomycetes; Boletales; Suillaceae.
GUAACGCUCAGUUUUACCUUGAUACUAAGUUUGAAGUACUUAAGUUACAUUGCAACCAUCCCUCCAUAAUAUCAUCAGGGUUGCUUCUCAUUGUAUGCUUCGCUUUACCGGAAAGAAUGUCGCGGUGAACAGGACAGUAGUCCAACCACGGCGACUACACUUGGUGCUUUCAGGCCAAUGUCUUUCUUCUGGUAGAUUGCAGCUGGCUUAUCACCACGCAAGAGUUGGACGGACAGUUUUAGCACGAUUCGCUUCUACUUCCACUUCUUCCUCCGAUGCCAAGUCUAGUCAUACUCCAAAUCUGCCACCUUCUAGUGUAUCACCUCGCAAGCAUCGGGUGGAGCUUAAGCCUGGCCCAUUGAAAGGACCUUCACAAUCAAGCACGACACCGCGCCCUCACUCGACAUCUCCAAAGCAAACACACCCUUCAUUUCCAGCAUUUCGUCCAUCUCCGAAACCAAGUACACCAGAUCCUGUUCCGUCUGCGAUCGAGCUGGCGAAGCAAGACAUAGCAGAUGCAACUGCUCAGGGAGUCCUUCGACCAGCUCCGCCUGAUGCUGGUUCCAUCAGGCGCUUCACUCAUCAAGCCAUCGAACUCUUUAAAUUUUAUUUCCGAGGCCUAAAGGCUAUAAACACGCACCGUAAACAGGCAGCAGCAAUUCGUGCCCGCGUAGCUGCGGGCGGUCCAGCAGCCUCAAGAGCAGAGUCACGUUUUAUCAGAACAUUCCAGCAGGAUGCACUAAAGCUCAUCCCGUUCGUGAUUAUUGUCUUAGUUAUGGAGGAGCUCAUUCCUUUCAUUGCCCUUUACGUCCCUCGAAUGUUGCCUUCUACGUGCGUCCUUCCAGGUCAACGUGAUCGUAUCAAUGCGAAGGCACGCAAAAAUCAACUGCUGGCUCUUGCAGAGAACCGGCAAUUAUUCGAACUCUUGCGGAAAGAAAGUGAAAGCUCUGGCUUCAUUGCGGCGCAAAGUCUGGGUCGGCCAGGAGCACUGUGCGGAAUCAUUGGUAUCCCCGCUUGGCCACCUCAACUGGCUCAGUGGCGUCUGCAACGCCACCUCCAGAACAUCUCAUCCGAUGAUACGAUGCUCAAACAAGAGGGAUAUGGACGUGAUCUCACCCUUCCAGAGUUGAAGGAAGCCUUGCAAGAACGUGGAAUGCCUACAUUCAGCGAAAGAAAUUCCGCAGAUGAACUGAGGGCCCAGCUAAAGUGGUGGAUAGACAUGUCCGAGAUCAUGCCCGAGGGUGCGGACGCUGUUAGCAGGCGCCUGUUCGUGCUCGGUAUAAUUGGAUCACACGAGUAAAUGCUGUUGAGAUGCUCCACUAUUUUCAUGUGACGUAGUGCUGGACAGACUUUCUUAGAUCUAGAGGUCAAUA